CCUAACUUUCUUCCUCGUCAUCACCGAAGCCAGGCUAGCCAGCUCUCCCAUUAUACAUCGUUGAAGCGACUCUACAGAUUCAACCAAAAUAGUCGCCGAUUUAGUUUGGCGCCCAAAUACCAUCGCGCACACAAGCCAAAUAUCCUCUCGACAAACAACUAUUCACCUUCUCGCUGCAUGAUUUUGAAGUUUAGCGCUUGAGAUUAGGGUUGGAGUCAGCCAUACAGAAUGAAAUAAGUUUGUUGAGAUUAAGUUUAUUCAACCUGGUGUUUGGAUCAUUCGGCAGCAUGGGAUUAAGCCGAACUCAACUUUGUUCGUUGAAUGACUGGAGUAUUUGAAGCAUUUAAAGCAUCUUCAGUGGUAAAACCCCCAACGUUAGAAGCAUCUACUCAGCCUGGUUAGAAGCAUUUGGAGGUGAUACAGAAUGAAGUAUCAGAUGCAGUUGGCCAGGAACAAGCUAAUAAGAUGCCCCUCCUUGUUUAUGUUUCCCAUGAAAAAAGACAAAACUAUCAUCACAAUUUUAAAGCUGGUGCCCUAAACGUCUUUCUUCGUGUGUCGGGCAUAAUAAGCAAUGCCCCUUACGUAUUGGUGUUAGAUUGUGACAUGUACUGUAACGAUCCCAUCUCUGCUCAACAAGCAAUGUGCUUCUACCUUGAGCCCAGAAGCUCCAAAUGUGUUGCUUUUGUUCAGUUCCCACAGAUCUUCCAUAAUAUCAGUAACAAUGACAUCUAUGACGCACAACUGCGUUCAAUUUUUACAACAAUGUGGAGAGGUGCAGAUGGGCUUCAGGGACCAAUACUGUCCGGCACAGGGUUUUACAUUAGGAGAGAAGCUUUAUAUGGAACUUCCCUGCAGAAAACUGAUAAUGAUCUCUUUCAACUUCGAAAAUGUUUCGGUCCUUCGAACCUAGGCUUUUUGUACCAUUCUCUGGCGGAGGAUUUUAUUACUGGGUUCAUGCUUCACUGCAAAGGAUGGAACUUGGUCUACAAUUAUCCUUCAUUGCCAUCAUUUUUAGGUUCUGCAACUGUCAGUUUAAAUGAUAGCAUGGUUCAAAACAUUAGAUGGGGUUGUGGAUUGCUUAAAGUGGGCCUCUCAAGCUUCUGCCCUUUGAUAUAUGGAUCAUCAAGAAUGUCAAUUCUUCAGAGCAUGUGUAAUGCAUUCCUCGCAUUCCGGUCCUUCUAUUCUUUCCCAAUACUAUGUUAUGCUACCAUCCCUCAGCUGUGUCUCUUCAAUGGCAUCUCCUUGUACCCAAAGGUUUCAAGUCCACGGUUUGCCAUCUUCGCAACUGUUUAUGUUUCUAUCCUUUCUCAGCACUUAUCAGAGGUCCUAUUCGAGGCCGGAUCCUUAAGAAUGUGGUGGAAUGAGCUCAGGAUUUGGAUGAUAAAGUCAGUUACAGCCUAUUUCUUUGCUUGUCUGGAUGUUCUCAUGAAAUUGAUUGGUUUAAAGAAGGCAAAUUUCAUAGUGACAAGUAAGGUUGUUGAUGAAGCACAGGUUGAAAGAUACAAAAUGGGUGUCUUCAGUUUUGAGGGGGACCCAUUUUUUCUUGUCAUAUUGGUUACUCAAGUCACCCUGAACAUGGUCUCCUUCACCGCUGGUCUGGGCAUGUUUUCCUCUCAUUUUUCAUUCCAAGUAUCAGCUAUCCAAUAAUUGAAGGAAUGAUACUGAGAAGGGACAAUGGACGUGUUCCGGUUUCGGUCACACUCAUAUCUGUGGCAAUUUCCAUGGUUAUAUUGAGUUUAGGGUGUAUUCUUCUCAUGUAUUGAAUAAGUUUAUGGUGCAUGUGGUAUGAAUAAGU
This is a messenger RNA of Nelumbo nucifera (sacred lotus), 1795 nucleotides long. The record is from RefSeq and is a predicted model, not a curated record. NCBI's taxonomy places the organism in Eukaryota, Viridiplantae, Streptophyta, Magnoliopsida, Proteales, Nelumbonaceae.